This is a messenger RNA of Umbelopsis ramanniana AG, 1291 nucleotides long. RefSeq lists its product as uncharacterized. Gene Ontology annotation, molecular function: magnesium ion binding; ribose phosphate diphosphokinase activity. Gene Ontology annotation, cellular component: ribose phosphate diphosphokinase complex; cytoplasm. The transcript has 8 exons. The record is from RefSeq and is a predicted model, not a curated record. Gene Ontology annotation, biological process: ribonucleoside monophosphate biosynthetic process; 5-phosphoribose 1-diphosphate biosynthetic process; purine nucleotide biosynthetic process. NCBI's taxonomy places the organism in Eukaryota, Fungi, Mucoromycota, Umbelopsidomycetes, Umbelopsidales, Umbelopsidaceae. The coding region runs from base 43 to 1209 and encodes 388 amino acids.
GUUGCCCGUAAUCAAGUCAUAAAGCUGAAGUCGUCAAGCAGAAUGCGUAACACACAGGUCUUUGCUGGCUCUUCCCACCCUGAGCUUACGUCUCUUGUAUCCAGACGUCUCGGAAUCCCGGUUGCAGACGCCAAUUUGAAGAAGUUUAGCAAUCGUGAAACAAGCGUUGAAAUUUGUACUUCUGUUCGAAACCAGGAUAUUUUCAUCAUUCAGUCAGGCUCAGCCGCAAUCAAUGAUAAUCUCAUUGAACUGUCUAUUAUGAUCCAAGCUUGCCGAAUGGGAUCUGCCAAACGGAUCACAGCUGUUCUACCCUAUUUUCCAUAUUGUAAGCAAAGCAAGCGAAAGGGAAGAACUUGUAUUACCGCUAAACUGGUUGCCAACAUGCUUGCGGUAGCUGGCGUGGAUCAUAUCAUUACAAUGGAUCUACAUGCAUCACAAAUGCAAGGCUUUUUCCAGCGCCCCGUAGAUAAUCUCUAUGCUGAGCCCACAAUCGCUAAAUGGAUCACUCAAAAUGUUCCCAAUUGGCAAAACGGUGUUGUUGUCAGUAAAAACGCUGGUGGCGCCAAGAGAGUUACAUCGCUGGCGGACGCUCUCCGACUUGAUUUUGCACUCAUCCACAAGGACCGCUCUCGCUCAGGUCCCCAAGGUUUAAAUAGACCUUAUUCUGGCAUGCCAUCAAGCCAAAGCGAUGGUACUGUUCGCAGUCUUGUCACAAGGGUGUCCAAUGUCGAGAAUGAUGAGACUGAAGAGGGUGUCGAGGAAAGCGGAGAGGAUGCCAUGUCCGUAUCUUUGUCCUCACUGAACGAAAUGAGUGCCGCAGUAUCGGUGGUUGCUGACACCGAUGGCGAAGAGAGCACCAUCACGCUGGUCGGCGAUGUAGUAGGAAAAGUAGUGUUCUUAACUGAUGAUAUUAUCGACGGAUGUCAAUCCUUCCUUGACGCAGCAAAUCAUAUGGUCAAGAAAUGUGGAGCAGAGAAAGUAUAUAUCAUUGCAACUCACGGCGUUUUGAGCGGCGACUCCGUUAACCAAAUCGCGGCAUGCGAUAGUGUUUACAAGCUCGUGGUCACCAAUACAUUCCCACUUCCCGAAGAGAAGAAAUUGGCCUGUCCUAAGCUAACUGUCAUUGAUAUCUCCAACACGUUGGCCGAAGCCAUCAGAAGAACCCACAAUGGCGAAAGUGUCAGUUAUCUGUUCCACAAUGCUGACUAAACGUCCUUACCCACUCAUCACAUAUAGAUCACUUCAAUUGGAACAAAGAAAAUAAAUGAAUAUUUUUUCACCCAGCUUAAGA